CUCUUCUACCUCUCCUUCCAUAUUCCUAUCCCAACUCAAAACACACACUCUCUCUCUCACAGUUUCUGGAUGGACGCUAACUUCUUCUCCUUAAAAUCUCAAACAUUAACCCUUACCACCUCCACUCCCUCACUCUCCUUCUUCAAUUCACUCAACCUCCGCCCACAAUUUCUCAGGCCUCCUAAUACUUCUCGAAGAAAAAAAUGCAACAGACUCGGCCUUCUUCACACUCGCGCCUCUCCUCAAUUUCUCGUCCGAGCUUCUCUCCAUUCCGAUUCCAAUUCCAUUUUUCUUGUCGUUGCGUUCGCCAUAUCCACCUUCACUGCUGUGGCUUACUUCAAUCACUUUUUCAAGAUUAAUAGUAGUUCAAAACAGGUGUCGGGUUCCUCAAAUAACGCGUUAUCUCAACUAGGCAGAAGUACAGGGAACCACACCAUUGAAAGUCAUAAUGGGACUACUUCAAGAGAAAAUGAGUACUUGAUGGAGAAUGUAACCAAUCAAGUUUCUAAGGAAGAAAAUGCCCAUCAUCAAAUUCAGGAAUCUAGUUUGGUGCAUGAAGGCUCCCUGUUGACUGGCGCAUCAAAUUCACUUGGUGUCGAGUCUCUUGUCUCUAGUAAUGGUGAUUAUGCUUCUCCUCAAGAAUCUGAAGCUACUGCUCUACCUAUUGCACCUCAUGUGCUCCCUGAAUCAAGUGUUGUGCAACCACUUAUGUUUGCAAAUGAAAUGCCUGAACUUCAGUUGGAGAAAGAUCAAAGAGAAACUUAUGUGGACACUGAGCUUCCUGAGCUGACAGUAAAUAUCACGUCUAUUGCUUCAUUAGUUCCUGAAAACAAUGCUCAUACUGAAGUAGAUGAUGAACGAAAAUCACAUCAGAAACUUGUUGAAGAGGAUGAGAUAACUACCUUUUAUGGUGUCUUCCAAGAAUCAGUCAGAGAAGAACAAUACACAUUUCAUGGGGCAAAUCAAUCAGUGCUGAAGCCCCUAGCAAGCUUGGCUGCUGUAAAAGCUAUAUCUUCUCAUGCUUCUCCUAUGAAUAGCUAUAGCCUUUUUUCACUGAAGAGGAAUACUGAAAUAAAAGGAGCAGAAUUAUCAGUACCGGAUACUUUUCAAACUGCAGAGUAUGUUGAAGAAAAAAUUACUCUUUCACACAAAGGAGGAGCUUCCCACAAAAGAAAAGGCAUAAGGAGAGGCAUAGACAUCCCCAGAAACGAAGAAAGGGUAAAUCUGGUACAGGAAAACGGCAGAAAUUUGCUCCAGUUCCCCUAUCCAAAUGGGAUGUCUGCUAAUGACACUGAUUUUUCAGAGCAAUUAAGUGUUUACAAUCGCUUGCUAAGAGUUGGGAGGUUAACUGCUUGCGUAGAUUUGCUUGAAGACUUGGAAAGAAGGGGUUUGUUGGAUAUGAAUAAGGUUUAUCAUUCAAGGUUUUUUAAUACCUGCAAAAGUCAAAGGGCUACUAAAGAAGCUUUUCGUUUCUUCAAGCUGAUCUCAAACCCAACCUUGAGUGCUUUUAACAUGCUGAUGUCUGUGUGUGCAAGUUCUCAAGAUUCAGAGGGUGCUUUUCAAGUUUUGCAACUUGUCCAGAAGGCUGGGUUGAAAGCUGAUUGUAAACUUUACACAACUUUAAUAUCAACCUGUGCUAAAAGUGGGAAAGUUGAUGCAAUGUUUGAGGUGUUCCAUGAGAUGGUUAAUGCUAGAGUAGAGCCAAAUGUUCAUACGUAUGGGGCACUUAUUGAUGGCUGUGCAAAAGCGGGGCAAGUAGCCAAGGCUUUUGGUGCUUAUGGGAUUAUGAGGUCUAAGAAUGUGAAACCGGACCGAGUUGUAUUCAAUGCACUGAUCACGGCAUGUGGUCAAUCUGGAGCGGUUGAUCGUGCCUUCGAUGUUUUAGCAGAAAUGAAUGCAGAGACGCGACCUAUAGACCCUGAUCAUAUUACUGUUGGUGCCCUGAUAAAAGCUUGUGCAAAUGCUGGUCAGGUUGAUCGAGCACAAGAAGUAUACAAGAUGAUUCAUAAAUAUAACAUCAAGGGCACUCCAGAGGUCUAUACCAUUGCUCUCAACUGUUGCAGCCAGACUGGUGAUUGGGAGUUUGCACGCAGCAUAUAUAGUGACGUGAGAAGGAAAGGGGUGGUCCCUGAUGAGGUGUUUCUGAGUGCAUUAAUAGAUGUUGCAGGGCAUGCUGGAAAAGUGGAGGCUGCCUUCGAAAUCCUAGAGGAAGCUAAGACUCGAGGAAUGCGUCUUGGAAUUAUAUCAUAUAGCUCAUUGAUGGGGGCCUGUAGCAAUGCAAAAAACUGGCAGAAGGCACUGGAGCUAUACGAAAAUAUGAAGUCCAUUAAACUGAACCCCACAGUUUCUAUUAUGAAUGCAUUACUUACUGCAUUGUGUGACGGGGAUCAGUUACUAAAGGCAAUGGAAAUUCUAUCAGAAAUGAAGAGAUUAGGGUUAUGCCCAAAUAGCAUUACAUACUCCAUACUCUUAGUGGCAAGUGAAAAAAAGGACGAUGUAGAUGUAGGCCUCAUGCUUCUUUCUCAAGCCAAAGAAGAUGGAAUUACUCCUAACCUCAUUAUGUUUAAAUGCGUGAUUGGCAUGUGCUUGCGGAGAUUUGAGAAGGCUCAUACCCUUGGUGAACAUGUUUUGUCUUUCAAUUCUGGACAACCACAGAUUGAAAAUAAAUGGUACCUUUUUUUGCUACAGCAGUUAUUCUGUUGA
Molecule: messenger RNA, 2703 nt
Organism: Pistacia vera
Lineage: Eukaryota; Viridiplantae; Streptophyta; Magnoliopsida; Sapindales; Anacardiaceae
Product: pentatricopeptide repeat-containing protein MRL1, chloroplastic-like
Exons: 14
Coding region: 70-2703 (877 amino acids)
Molecular function (GO): protein binding
Source: RefSeq, a predicted model, not a curated record